This is a messenger RNA of Pectinophora gossypiella (pink bollworm), 2661 nucleotides long. RefSeq lists its product as uncharacterized. Bases 418 to 1809 code for a protein of 463 amino acids. NCBI's taxonomy places the organism in Eukaryota, Metazoa, Arthropoda, Insecta, Lepidoptera, Gelechiidae. The record is from RefSeq and is a predicted model, not a curated record. The transcript has a single exon.
AUGUCGAUUAUCGGCCAACACUGUCUUACUGCGAUGUUUCAUACAACGCGAUGUCGUUGUUAAAACAUCGAUGUUCGUUUCUUUACAUCGAGAAAUCGAUGAUCGUCGAGCAUCUCUUAUUUGGAUUCAGUCAACUGUCAAUUGCGUUUCUUUUCUAACUAAUUCUAACCUAUAAAAUAAACCUAAAAUAUUUACACCGGCCUAUUUUGCAUCCCUUCACAGAUAAGCACAUACUAGUUAUACGUACAUCCCUUCGGAAACUGGAACUCUGAACUUUGCUGGGAUUUUUGAUUACCAUUUUGGUUGCCAUUGUGGACUGUGAAGUACAGUGUUUUUGUGAACUUUGUUGGAGUUCUAUACUGUUGAAUUGGGUUGGACAUUUAGAAACAAUUUUACUCGAAGAGAACGCCUAUAAGGAUGUCGUCUGUAAACUUAACCACUGAACAGUUCCAAGCAGCUAUGUGUAUGGCUGUGGCUGAUACAGUAGCUGCAACUGGCGUGAAGAAAGGAUCAUUCCUGAAUUGUACACUAACGUUUGAAGGCCGUACGGACUAUUGGACGACUAUAAAUUUCCUAUCUGCCGUUGAAGCGUUUAAAGCUGUUGAAUGCAUAUCUGAUGAAGAUGCCCUCACUUCAAUUCCGUUGCUUCUCAAAGGUGACGCAGGAACAUGGUGGCGUAUUGUUAGAGAUGAGAUUACUACGUGGGAUGAUUUCGUAAAGAGUUUUAAAUUCAAUUUUGCACCUCAAAAAGCAGCUUACAUUUUGUACCAAGAAAUAAUGAGUGAAAAACAGGGUAAUGAAGCCACAGAGACAUUCAUAUUCCGGAAAAGAAUGCUGUUUCACCAGUUGCCUGAGCCUAAGCAUUCAGAACAACAACAGAUAGAUAUGUUGUAUAUGCUCUUGAGUUUUAGGAUCCGAGAAAGGAUACCACGCCAUUCCAUCAACACUUUUGAUGAACUUGUAGAAGCAGCAAGAAGAGUAGAACAACUAUUGCAGGAGAAAGAUAAGCUUGAAACUGACGAGGCUGAUGCUCCAGAGGCUCCAAUAACUCCUCAACUACCUUCAGUACAUCGUAAGAAGAAAUGCUCAUAUUGCCGUAACUCUGGACAUAAAGAGAGCGAAUGCAAAAAAAAGAAGAAAAAGUCCUCUGUAGUUAUAGCAGAAGACAUUCCUUCGACUAGUGCACAACAUACAGUCGAAGAGGUGCAUGCGUCACCUCGGAAGCAACCAAAAUUUUCCUGCAUUGGAUGCGGGGCGCCUGGUGUCUAUCGUAGUAAUUGCCCGACAUGUAGAAACAAGUUGGUCUCGCCAGAGUCGCCACCGCCGCAUGAAAUACAAUUCUGGACUGUGAAUAUAAACACUGACACAAGGGCUCGCCCUGUGGUCUUCAUUGAAAUCGAAGAUACAACUAGCAUUGCUUAUAUUGACACAGGUGCUAAUGCAAAUAUCGCCUCACCCCAAUUGUAUAGCCAACUUUUGAAGAAGGGAUAUAAGUUUAAACAAGAAACUCUUGAUAUCACUUUGGCUGAUGGAAUACCAAAACUGUACCCUGUCUUAGUAACAGAGGUGACAGUGAGACUGUGUGGCAAGGAUACACAAACCACUUUCUAUGUGUUGUUGGAGUCCAAAAAUAACCUGACACUCUUGGGUAUUGAGUUUAUUCAGGCCGCUGGCAUUGUUCUCAAUUUUGCUCAAAUGACAUGGAACUAUGUAGAUCAAAACGGAACUUAUGAGUUGUUUGAAGAAGACUCUGUUACUGUUUCUGAUAAGAUGAGGGAUUCAGGCAUCGAAACUACACCUGCGGUAUGAUCUGUUUUGCCCAUUUGUCUAGUUUUUAUGUUACUAAGCUGAAGAUUGAUUUGAUAGAUUGUUAUUUCUUUUUUUUUUUUUUUAACCCCUUUUUGCGCGCAAUCUAUCACCCUUGGAUAAUAAGCACUUCUUGUGGUGUAUAGGUAUCAUUUUAGGUAAGCGACCAGUGUCGCUUCCUAUUUUGGGCCUUAGUUGGCUAGAUCCUGCGGCAGCCUCCUUCUUAGUCUUAGUUGUGUGUGCUCAUCCAUGAGCGGCCUGGCCAGUAUAUUAGGAUGGGCUGUUAUUCUGUUUUUGUAAGAGCAGCUUACAUUUUUUAACUCUUCACUUACUGUUAUUUCUUUUAAUUUGAUUUUAUUAGUAAUAAUAAAAGUGUGAUAUGUAGUAGUAUUCGCUAAGCAUAAAAUAUAAUUUUGAUUUUGUAUUCAUUCCUUUUGCUUCAAUUUACUCUCACUCCGGAAUAACAUCUAUCAUUUGGUGUUUGUGAAAACAACAGGGUGUUAUACAAUAUUCCUAUUAGUCUUUAAGCAGUUUUCGGAAAGCCCAAGCCGUCAAGUGUACCACUACACUUAUAACUGAAGUGGGACUCUAUUGUGCUUCCUGCAACUGGACUUUCAAAACCAAAUUUGGUUUUGCUAGUCGUGCACGCGCCCUUGCAAGAGCCCAGGCUAACUACCAGGCUAUACCUACCUACCCAGAAGUAGACAUAUAGAGUAUAGGAGCAGGUAGAAGUUUACUGUUUUAGUUAUGUUUAGUUUUUUUUUCUGUUUUAUUUCAUUAGCGUAACUUAUAUUUUGAGUAAUAUGUCUUUGUCCUAUAAUUGUUUUUCAAGUGAUAUAAAAGUAUGACUUUGUA